This is a messenger RNA of Chilo suppressalis (striped riceborer), 2069 nucleotides long. Lineage: Eukaryota; Metazoa; Arthropoda; Insecta; Lepidoptera; Crambidae. The record is from the annotation of a GenBank genome assembly.
GUUGGUGUCGUGUGUGCUUGUAUUUGAUAAUUUUGCAGUUUGCAAGUUACCGGCGCGUGUGGUGAUAAACGAAAUACCAGAAAAGUACAUUUAUUUUCUGCAUUAAAAAGCGUUUGUGGCGGUACAGCUAUUUAGUUCAAUUUCAUCAAUAGAAGAGCAAGGAUUACAAAAUGACCGUAGACGAAGGCGUUGAUAUUUCUAAAACUGGGGAUCGUGGUGUGUUGAAACGCAUCAUCAAAGAGGGCGAAGGCACCGAUACUCCCAAUACCGGAUGCCAGGUCUCCGUUCAUUACACGGGCACGCUACUGGAUGGGACCAAAUUUGACUCCAGCCGCGACAGAAACGAGCCUUUCGAAUUUAGUUUGGGAAAGGGGUCUGUGAUCAAAGCAUGGGAUGUUGGAGUGGCUACGAUGAAGAAGGGCGAGGUUUGUGUGCUGACUUGCGCUCCGGAGUAUGCUUAUGGUGCUGCAGGCAGCCCCCCUAAGAUUCCGCCCAAUGCCACCCUGCAGUUUGAGAUCGAAAUGAUUGACUGGAAAGUAGAAGACCUUAGCCCCAACAAGAACAAAGGUAUACUCCGGCACAUCAUCGAACAAGGCUCUGGAUUCGAAAGUCCCAACGAUGGAGCUCUUGUAACAGUUGAUCUCGAGGGUAGACUGGUAGCGGACGGCAAAGUUUUCGACACUAGAACGGUCACUUUCAACCUAGGCGAAGGGAUAGACAGCAACAUUUGCGAAGGCAUAGAGCGAGCACUGGAGAAAUUCCUGAAAGACGAAAAGUCGCGAAUAACCAUCCAACCGAAAUACGCGUUCAAAUCUGAAGGAAAUGCGGCUUUAGGUGUCCCACCUAAUUCUGCCGUCGAGUACGUAGUCACACUGAAGAGUUUCGAGAAGGCGAAAGAGUCGUGGACAAUGGACGGCUCGGACAAGCUGGAACAGGCUAAGAUGUUCAAGGAGAAGGGCACCAAUUACUUUAAAGCUAGCAAAUUCCAAUUGGCGAUUAAAAUGUACAAAAGGGUGAUCACAUUGGUCGACGAUAUGCCUGAAGACAAUAGCGAAACCGAGGAAAAUAAGGAGCAAGCUAAAGAACUGCUAAUAUCUGCCCAUUUGAACUUAGCUCUAGUGUACCUGAAAGUGACUCCGGUCCAUCACUUCGAAGCCAAAGAUCACUCUACGAAAGCCCUCAAAUUCGACCCGAAUAACGUAAAGGGCCUGUUUAGAAGAGGACAAGCGCUCCUAGGUCUCGGAGAUGCUGAAAUGGCGAUGAAGGACUUCGAAAAGGUGGCCGAGGCUGAGCCACAAAAUAAGGCCGCUGCCAACCAGAUCCUGGUGUGCAAAUCGACUAUCCAGAAGCAGAAGCAGAAAGAGAAGCAGCUGUACGCGAACAUGUUCGACAAGUUUGCCAAGCACGACUCGGAGUUGGAGAAGAUAAGAGCUAAAGAAGUGGUAGACGUUAUAGGCGAGAAGGUGGGAGAAUGGGGGGCGGGUGAAGGCGAGUGGACUGACGAACAGAGAGACAGAAAACCAACGGAAUUCGAGAGGGAGAACCCCAACAUACUGAUGCUGGACAAGGAAGGACAAUUCAAGAACAUGUGAGCGACAUAAGGAUGCAAAUAACAAGUGACAGAGGCCUACUUUGAACCGAGCGAUUGGAGGUUAUGGCAAGGUUUUUUCAUGUUACUGUUUAAAGUUCAAAGUUACAUAUUUGUAAAUUAAGUCGUUCAACUCUGAGUAGUUCACACUUGAGCCAUGAGACGGAGUUAAUGUUUGUAAAUAGCUCUCUUUAUUAGUUAUUUUAUUGUGAUAUCAUAUUUUAAUCACUUUUGUGAAUUAAUAAUAAACGUGCAAUAUGAAUAAAUAAUGAACUUGGUGAACUGCAUACGUAUUCUUAAGAAAGAUGGGCACACGCCGAUAAGUCCUCUUUCUUUGUAUACAUAAAAGACGUCAUUUAAAUUUAAUGACGCAAAUUGGUUAAGUUCUAUGGGUGAUUUGUUUAUGAGCAAUUCUUUCCGUAAGUUGGCUUGAGUCAAUGAGGGCUAUCGCGUAUGAAGCCGCCGCUAGAGGCGCUAGUGU